UCCUAAUCAUCAUCAAAAUAAAAAAUUGGUUAAAGCCUAAGUUCGCUCUUUUGGAUGAGUGUCAAACCGUUCGUUACCUAAAAUACCAGGAUCUCCUCUUACGAUGGAUACUUCAUGUGGGACAGUCGUUACCAGGCCGUGACCUGACAUAUCGUGGGUGAUAUUACGCUUGCUGAUUGAAGAUUAGGGUCAGUGUCAAAAGUCUACGCACAAAUGGGAAAGUCGGUAACCCAGCUUACCUCAAACCCUCAGACCAUCCGAGCACGGACCCUCGUCGUCGAAGAGGAAAGGGGCUCGAUGAAGAGUUAUUGUUAUUUGCCGAAUAAUCCAUUGUUGUCAUUAUGCUUAAUAAAAGAGAGAAAAGCAAAGGAAAGAAACUGAAGAAAAAAAAUUGGGGGGACUUUUUACUUGGGACCUUUGAUGUUUGAGCGGCAACUUUUAACACAAAUUGCUGUUUCAAACAGCCCACUUUUACCUGAAGCUACAUCACGGGAAGGUACCAAAUGAUCGUCAUUUUCUAUUUAGAACUUCGC
Messenger RNA from Umbelopsis ramanniana AG, 533 nucleotides. RefSeq lists its product as uncharacterized. The transcript has a single exon. Bases 214 to 381 code for a protein of 55 amino acids. The record is from RefSeq and is a predicted model, not a curated record. Lineage: Eukaryota; Fungi; Mucoromycota; Umbelopsidomycetes; Umbelopsidales; Umbelopsidaceae.